Molecule: messenger RNA, 1998 nt
Organism: Belonocnema kinseyi
Lineage: Eukaryota; Metazoa; Arthropoda; Insecta; Hymenoptera; Cynipidae
Product: neural cell adhesion molecule 1-like
Exons: 10
Coding region: 269-1717 (482 amino acids)
Biological process (GO): cell-cell adhesion
Cellular component (GO): cell-cell junction
Molecular function (GO): cell adhesion molecule binding
Source: RefSeq, a predicted model, not a curated record
GUGGAGGUAUCGCCGUUGGUUCGUUCAUUCGUUCUUUAUCUCGUGAUACUCGUGCUCCGCAGGACUUUUACACGCUGGAGCCUUUCGCGAUCCCUCUUUAGUAUUUCUUUAUACCAAUAAAUUCUCACUGAGAUUGUGACUGUAUGCUGUCCCCCUACUCGUCUACAUUUUAAAUCCUGUGAAAAAACUGUGCUUCGACGUGCAAUUGUUUUUAUUGCUAAUAAGUGCUUUUUAAAAACGGAACCUUGUUCAGUUCAGCACGUGCAAAAUGAGUCCAUCAGGGUUUUUAACCACGUUCCUCGCACUUCUGCUUUUCGCACAAGGUUUUGCAUACCCACAUAAAAAUGAAGACUAUCCAGAUGAUAAUCCUGAUGUGGAUGAUGAAGAAAAUGCUGGAGAUUCUGAUGUAAUCAAUGAACAAGAAGCGUAUGCAACGCCUCCUAAGAUUACUUCAAGAAAUGCAACUGUGCAAAAAAAUCCUGGCCAAACAAUUUAUUUGCCAUGUAAUACAGUCAAUGCAGAUGAAGUAGUAAUUUCUUGGAAGAUAGGAGAAACAGUGAUUUUCUUUGGAGAUACAUCAGUCGAUAAUCCUGAUAGUGACAGAAUAAGCAGGGAUAAUAAUAAUACACUCGUGAUUAAAGAUGCAAAGGAAACAGAUAGUGCAACGUAUGUUUGCGUUCUCAAUGUAAACGAGAACAAUAACCCUAAAAUCGAAUACAAAGUUGUAGUUAACAAUCAGCCUCCGACACUCAAAGUAUCUCCUGGUCACAAGAUCGAUCUCUCUGAAAAAGAUAAUAUAAUUUUAAAAUGCAGUGUUCCUUCUGAUGAAGAACCUCUGUCAAUCAUUUGGAGUCACAAAGGUCAUAAUUUACCCGCAACUAUGAUAAACAAUAAUCGCGAAGCAGAAAUACACAUAAAAAAUGCCAACAGACAUUCUGGUGGUAUGUACCAGUGUUUAGCAGACUUUGGAAAAGAUAGACAACCUCUGCAUACUGUUGUCAGCGUAACUGUGAAAUAUGCCCCAGAAGUAGAAGUCGUGAGUGAUUAUGUUCACGGUGGUGUGCAUCAGUCGGUCGAUUUAACUUGCGUCGUCCACUCUAAUCCUUCCGCUGACGUUACUUGGUUCAAAAUGAGCGGAAAUCAAAAAGAAACUGUUCGUCAUAUGCAGCACAGUGAAAGUAUAAGUGAAACACAAAUUCAUAAUCUCACUUUGAAGAAUAUACAGAGAAGUGAUUUCGGCAAAUAUCUUUGCACAGCAGAGAACAUGAUCGGAUCUCACUCAAAAGGCAUGGAACUCUCAGGUGCUCCAGCCAUAGCUAAAUUCAAUGGAAGUUACGUUAAAGACAACGACAGAACAAUCGUUCUUAAUUGGGAUAUUGAUAGUUACUCGACCAUCAAGGAUUAUGAAGUGAGAUACCGUAAAAAUGAAUUCGAAAAAUGGACAGUAGCCAAAGCGAAAGGUAGACAAGGAGUUGAUGGUAACAAAUAUGUUGCUGAAUUUGCCAUUCAAAAUUUGGAGCCUCAUACCUACGAUUUCCAACUGAGAUCGAAGAAUGACUUUGGAUGGUCACCAUAUUCCAUGCAACAAAGGAUCGACGGUCAAUACAAUGUGCAAAUUGCAGGAGUCGGACCAAAUGCAGCUUCAGGGACACAACCAAUGAUGUUUUUGGUAGCAUUGCUUCUAGUCGUUUCGUGCUUUACAUUUAAAAAUCUGUAAUCCAUACUGCAUUUCAACCCAGAUAGAUAAAUUGCUUCAGCCAAAGCAUGCAGCUCCGAGCGGUGGAUUAAUAAAGAAAAUGUACCUGCAAGCAGGUAGUUUCCAUCAAUCGCGUUCGACCAAUCGAUUUUAAAACGCACCAUAUAUUUUUCGUAUAGGUGCGAAUGCAGCGACUUCGAAAAGAGCGCGUUGUAAAUAAAAGUAUACGAUACGACUACCAGUCGUAUUGCGUCCAUGUAUAGUUCACGCGGUAUUAGCUUUUACUUUACCGAUAUUUAAAC